Porites lobata is the source of this 6089-nucleotide messenger RNA. The record is from the annotation of a GenBank genome assembly. NCBI's taxonomy places the organism in Eukaryota, Metazoa, Cnidaria, Anthozoa, Scleractinia, Poritidae.
AUGGAGAAUCUAAACAAGGACAAAUCUUUACAACUUACACUUCACAGUCCUGCUACAGUCUGUAGUGGUUGCCUGAUGUCGUUGAAUGACGUAAAUAGCAAAGGAAGACGUUACAAAAACACAGGGAUUUGUAAAGAAUACGUUUUUCUUCAAAUGUUGCCAGAUUUGCAAAAUGGGGAAAGUGUCUAUCGACGUGGCGUUUCCGUUCUUCUAAAACUUGCUUCCGACGAUAUACCUCGUCACCUAAGUACAAUGCGCGAAAGGUGGAUCACCCGAAUACAGUUAAACAAGAAUCUAACAGAAGAGACCACACAAUUGCUUUCAGUAGUCAUGCGGAAGAUGGAGUUUAACCCAGCUGAAGGUGGUUCAGCCAGCGUGAUCCAGCCAGCGGUUAAGAUGAAAAGUAACUUUGUUCAAGGUGACUGUAAACUAAUUCUAGCCGAACGCUUAAUUGAAGAUUUACCAGUUAUACGUUAAUUUCCUUUUAUUUUUAACUAAGAGAAUUUCGUACAUUUGAUAUAAGCUUCUGGAGACACUGAAUAAAAAAAACUUGGAUUUAGAAAAAGAGUAAGCGUUUCAUCGUGAACCCAUUUUUCAGCCAGUGAACGACGAAAGUUUAAGACGUUUCACUCAUUCUUUCGUAAUUGCCAACAACAAAUGUCUGUGUUCACUGAUGAUCUAAUAGAUCGGAUUUUAUCUGUUGCUGGCCAUGUUUUCUGCAAAAUAUUAGCUACAAUUAAUUAACUGUGAAAAGUAAUGGAAAAGCCGAGGUUGUGCUUUACGUGAUUAAACUAAAAAGGUUGAUAUUCUUGGUUCAAACCUAAUAAAGUACUCUUGUGCUCAGACGUGGAGUUACCGUACAUUGAUGAUGACAUAUCUAUACAAGAAGAUUCAACAAUGAGAAGAAGGCUAUUUGAUCAAGCAGUUUAUUCUUGUUGUUCAGCUUCUAAAAUUUGGAUGGUGAAUUGCUUGUACCGCCCAACACGGAAGACCUUUUUUGUUUACGUGAGUUUUUCAAUUCUUUUGUAAUGUCGUUUUAAAAUGAUUAUAGUUGAGUUAGUUUAAUGAGAGAGCUAUAUUAAUAUAUAUCUGCGCGUUGUCGUUUACUUAUGAAGUCUUGUCCGUUCAGUUUACGUAAGUAAAGCCAAUGGACGCUUUGAAAAAGUUGCAAUAUUUUUUGCAGGUCUUUCUUUUUAGUAAAUACCUUCUGAUAGGUUAUGAAAAAAGAACUAUCUAAUAUUAUUUUACCUGACCGUUAACUAACAAAAUUGUCUAGUUUUUUAUUAAAAGGUCUCGUAAGCGACCGCCCCAUUUGCAAUACCUUGUCAAUGGUUUCUUUAUGACAACCCAUUCUCGAAAAUGAUCGGACCAUUGUAGUUGCGACUACUUUUAUGAAUUCCCGAGGUGGUGGUUUACGAGAGCUUUGGCUUAAACUCAUUCAGUUCCAAAUAGCGGUAACCAGCCCUUUAUCCCCUCUUGUGGCAACCUAAAGUUUAGAUGUACUUCUAGCCGUCUUCUCCGGAAUACUGAGUAAAAAAUUUUCCUUGCGCGUUCGCAUUAGCCCCAACCGUGCUCUUUGGUCCUUGCUACCGCAAUUACACUUUGUUUUCUCUAAGGUUGGAGAUAGCCAGGAUUUCUUUCCUCUUCAGUGGUUCGAAGAUGAAGAUUGUGAACUGUCAACAAAUUGCUGGAAAUGGUGCGAAUAUAGAGACAGAUUAGGAGAAAGAGUGAUAGAAGUGCAAGAGCAGUCAGGUACGUGAAAGCGGUGAGACUAAUCGAAGUACUGCCACUUAAAUGGUCACACUAUAGGAUUUCAUCCACAGACUCUAAAGUUGGAACUCUCGUAUACGAGACUCUAUAAUUCCCUAUGGGAAAGAAAAGCUACUUUUGUACCACUACUUUUUGCUGCGGAGCGACCGUAUGGAGCGAGCAGCAACAUAAUCAGAAUUUAAGGGAAAUAUAAAAGGUGGAACGAAUUCUCGAAUUCAUCACUUUUUACCAGAAUGCGUUGCAUUUUAUCCACACUUUUUACCAGAAUGCAUUGCAUUUAACCACACUUUUUACCAGAAUGCAUGGCGCGACGAACAACUCAAAUAUUCGGUGGUUGAGAGCGUGCAUAGUUCUUUCGCUCCCCGGACUCAGAGUUUCUUUAUGGCAAAUUUUCUACCGCACGACCAAAUUUAAGACACGCAGGAGUCUUUCAGAUGAGUACGAUGGCUAACUUGGGGAUUGGAUUUCAAUUCCAGAGCCUUUGACUCGUCCAGGCGUUAAACUUGACGAGAAGAUGAGCAUUUGCUAUUCGACUCCGCAACACGGGGAAUAUACAAAUUCCAGCUUGCUAGUAGGUGAUGUGAAAGUGAGAAAAUGUCAUGCCAUGCUAUUCUUAAGAACCUGUAUGAGCCGAAAAUGGAUGUGAUUUUGACCAUUAGCUUCAAAAUAACAGCGGAAAUCGAGAAAACAAAACAUACGUUUGGCGUCCUACCCUGCAGACGAGGACGUGUAUCGGCGUUUUGUAAAGCAUAAUUAUGUUCUUUCAUUCAUUCAUUGCCAUGGAAUAUGCGUUUACAUUGUUUUUUUACUGUUAAUAGCUCGGUUAAUGCGGCUCGAUUAAGUUUCGUGGGAAAGGCAUUAAAUCAAAAACUUUUCCGCAGGAUUACGUAAUCAGCCUCUGUGGUGCAGUGGUUAGGUGUAAUCGCGUCUAGCCAAAGCUGCCGGGCUUGAGUCCUACUCAACUCUUUUUUUCCUUCUUUCUUUUUUUCCGCUUUUUAAAUAACUUUUAUUUAAUAAAGUGCAAUAAACAGCAAGAAAAGUAUUGUGUUUCCAGAGAAAAGAGAGCACACCUUAUAUUAAAUGUAUGGAUAAACAAUCUGAAUUUCUAUCAUGUCCUAAAAUUUACUGUGGGAAAACCAGAAUUGAUAACCACUUGAUCAUUUUCUAAACAACGUUCCCACAAGUUCUUUCUAUAGACUGAUAGUAAUUGUUACUUUUCAACAUGUAAAUAGGACAUUCAAUAUCAUUUUCGAUUCUUUAAAGUCUCGCUGCCUAACUAAUUCCAGUAUCAACAGAAAUUAUGUGCCACAGCAUUACUAUCUUUUAGAUACCCUAGUAAUAAAAAAACUAAAUAACCGCAGUUCUUUGGCGCGAAAACACAUUUAUUUAGAAAUAUUCUCCUUUCAGGGUAGGCAAUAGACCAAUUUCGAUAAAUUAAAAUUCAUACUUGUCCUCAAGACUCGGGGGAAUGAAACAAAAGAAAAUUAAUGCAUUAUUCAUUGCGAACCUCAAGAUAAUUAAACAACAACAACAACACUUUAUUCCGUUUUUAAAAGAACAAUAUUACAAACAUUGACAAACCGCAGUUAGCAUAGCUAAUCGAGGCGGGUUGUCAAGAAUAAAAACAAAAAUUAAGACCCUGUUUACAUGGAAUGGGGGACCCCGGUCUAGUGGGAUAAGUUACUUUUGUUUUGUGUCCCCCAGAGCGUGAAAACAAAAGAAACUUACCCCACUAGACCGGGGUCCCCCACUCCAUGUAAACAGGCCCUAACAUUCGUUCCUUUGUAAUAUAAAUGAAAGGAAAAUUGUUACAUAGAAUGUGUAAUAUAAACGGUUAGUUGAAAAUGAAUACAAUGCUUUAUUGGAUUGAAGUCAGGAUUUUUGUCUGCUUGGACAUUUAAAGUAAACAAAUCUAAAUCAUGAAUACUUGAAAGCUUCUCAAGAUAUUUUUUCGUCGGUAACUCAUCAGACUGUAAGUUAUUGAAUUUUCCGUAGCAAUUUAGGAUAUUAGCACCUUGAAACGGCAACUCUUUUAGUAUAGAUUUUACAGUUUCGAGUCAUUCAGACUUUACCUGGAACACUGACUGUCAAUAGGUCAGCAUUUUCAUCAAAAUUAAGGCUAGCAUGCAGGGUUGAUAUUACGAGCCUCCCUUCGUCGAGCCAUGACCUCGUCUCGUGCAAGGCUGAGCGAACAAAUUUACAAAGAAACUUGCUUUCCGACGAUUUUAACAGUAAACUGGUACCUGGUAAUCGCAGAUUUCAUCAAUGGCUUUUCCGAUGGUGUUUACUUUCGUUCUGAACGUGGCCAGUUCGACGCUAACUUGCUUCAGUUCCUUUUUCGCUUCUUCUUGAAACGAGUUAAAGUCAUCAAACCCGUCACUAAGGUAUUUGCGGGUUUUAACUUCUUCAUCGGGAGGAGGACUAGCGUUGACGCCAGACGAAUGAAUCUUGAUCAACUUUUCCUUGUAGAUGCUUAACUGUAUGCAAUAGAGAAUCAAUUUGUGCCUUAAGGGCUUGGUUUUCUUUCUUGAGAAUGGCAACAGAUUCAGGCAUGUUUAAAAUGGGAUGAUAGAAAAGACUAUAUAAACAGAAAACUAAGUGAGAAGUUCAAAGUUUGGAGGAGGUUAACACUCAACCUCCAUCAUGGUCAACUCACCCGUUUCGUUUUAUUCCCCAAAGCCUCAGUGCCAAGUCGGAAUUUCAAUAAAUCGAAAUUGGUCUAACACAAGUUUAACUGAAGUUUCAUUUGAGACAAACUGGUAUCUAAGAUGGUUUGUAAAGUACAUGUAUGUUGCCCAUUUUCCGGCUAUCGAGCACCACUUCGGCCAAAAAUCCUAUUUCCGAUAUUUUUGUCGGGCUUACAGUUGUCGCAAAACCGAUGAUUCUGAAAAGUAAACAGACAAUCCAGCUACAAAUUGAACGGUUUUAGCUGCUUUGGCAAAAUUUUAAUUAAACAAAAAUAGUUUUAUUGAAGCGAGUGAUACGUCAGCGCCAAACAUUAUGAUUGUUUCACAGCACAGAAAAAUGUCACGUAUGACGGAAGUAUCAUACAAAGCCUGGUAAUUUUUUGAGACAUUGUAAAUGAGAGCCCAAAUCAGUUGAUCAGGAAAACUAUCACAACUUGCUAAAGUGUAGCAAAUUUUUAGUUUCUGCAGUCAAUAUCUUAGUGAAGAUUUCGACUUAAUGUGCCAGCUUACAGCCACAAAGAAGCACACUGCUCUAAAUCCUUUUCAGAAGAAGUAAAACCAUUAUUUUUUUUCUGCCUGUGAUUGGGAAGUUAAUGAACUGAAAAGUAUACCAAAGGUCACGCAAUAAAAAUUAUCAUAUUUGGCCUCAUAACAUUACCCUUAAAGGACAUAUAAAAGACUUGGGGUCGUUAAAAUCACUUGUUAAAAUCAAGGGAAAAUAUAGGUGUGAAAGCGAAAAAAACUUAUUUGUAAGAGAUAAGUAAGGUAUAACCAAUUAUUACUUUUGUAUUGUUUUUAUUCACCAUCGUUCCUUCGUCAGUAAAGCUAUUGCUUAACAGCCGUUGUAGCACAUGAGCCCUUUCUUUACACCUGUUUUCAAUUACUUCUUUUUUGAAAACAAAUCUUUUGCUUGCUCUGCUGUAAAUUCAAAAAGAACGUUAACCUGGGCGUUCAAAGGAUUUUUAACGCGCCUUUUUGGGGGAUGGAUGUUUACAAGUCAUGGCGAGAGACUGGAUGAUGCACUUUUGUAGUUUUCGCAAGGUCAUCACUAAAAAUCGUGAAUUUUGUAAAUUUCGUAGCGGAGUUCAGUCCUGGACAUAAGUGGGAAACUGCAGUAACUUUACAGUACCAAAAGUCGCAUAGUUUCAAAAAUACUAGGGGAAAAUGACAAAUCGUUUACUGAUCUAAAGGUAAGUAAAAGUACCACCUUUGAACAAAAUUCAGAACUUUUGUCUCUGAAGAAAAAAAAUUAUAGUCUUCCUAAAGGUAAGUGGCGGAAACUGGGAAGCAUACUGUAUGUCAAUAACAGACGGCAGUUUAAACUCUAAAAGCCCUUUUGGACAAGAAUACAAGUUUACUCUCCAUUCACGAAUUUUGCAGAAAAGAGAAUUUUAUUGUCUGCUUCACUAUAACCGAAUACACUACUGUCUUCCAAUUACCGAGAUGUUUCCUACCACUUCGAUCUACACCUUUUUUUAUGGCGGGGUGCUGGAGAGGCUUAACAACCAAGUUCAAUCAGAUAUACGCAAAUUAAGGUUUCUUUGUGCCCUCUUUCCUUUCGCAGAGUUCAAAGAAUCACAGCAAGAGUCAUCACAUUCAAAUCCACCUGUCGCUUACGUGAGUUUGCUGUAA